AUGGCUUCCUCGGCACCGAAGCGACGAAUUCCCGGCCUACCGAAUCCGGUAUUGGAAGCAGAGCAGCAAAAAUGGCUAUUCACCGAGGAAGAAUUCGAGCGCACGCCGUCGCGCAUUGAUAAGAUCGAACGCGGGAAAGAGGACUACAUCCGGCACCGUGCAGUCGAGUUCAUCUGGCAAGUGAGCGUGAUGUUGAAGAUGCCCCCGCAGACUUCAAUGACCGCCACGGUGUACAUGCACCGCUUCCUCAUGCGCUAUUCGUUGAUGGGCCAAUAUCCAGAGAUGGGGUCGGACCUGAUGCACCCGAAGGUGAUCGCCGCGGUGGCCCUGUUCGUCGCGUUCAAGGUGGACGAGGCCAUGCGCCGCAUGAAAGACUUUGUCAUCGCAUGCUGCCGCGUCGCCAUGAAGCAGCCGAACCUGAUCGUCGACGAACAGUCCAAGGAUUACUGGAAAUGGCGAGACCUGAUCCUGCAGAACGAGAGCGUCAUGCUUGAAUACCUCUGCUUUGACCUGCAGGUCGAGUCCCCCUACCGCAUCCUCUGGGACUACUCCGUCUUCCUAGGCGUCGGCGAAAACAGAGCUCUACGACACUCCACCUACUCCUUCCUCAACGACUCAACCUACACCGUCCUCUGCCUCCAAUUCCCACCCCGCGUCAUCGCCGCCGCGGCCCUAUACGCCGCAGCUCGGCACUGCAAAGUCGCCUUCCCCGACGACGCCGAAGGCCGACCCUGGUGGGAGCAGAUCGACGUCCACCUCGACGACCUCGUCCGCGCCUGCACCUUCAUCGUCAAGAUCUACGAGCGCGUCCAGCAAAGCCUCAGCAAGGGCUACCCCGAAUUUGCAAUUACAGACUCAACCUCCCACCCCAACGACCCAACCCGCAUCUUCGACACCGAUCCCACAAAAUCAGCCUCAGAGCAACAAUCCACCUCCACCCCUCCAACCCUCACCGUCACCCCAGACACAACAUCCAAUGGCCGCAAACGCUCACGCGAACCCGAAUCUCACCCCAACACACACCACCCAUCCUCCCCACAAAACAAACCCCCAACAACCCUCAACGGAAACGGCGACUGCGAACGAUCCCCAAAACGCCAGCGCACCAUAACACCCUCCCACGAAGCAAUCCCCGACCAAAAAACAAACCCAGCCCCACGCGUCCCCGCAGCCGCAUUAUCCCAAACAAAAGCCACGCCGCAAUUUAACUCCCUAUCAAUCGCGGAGAAGUCGUCAGGAUCAAACGCACAACCUUCAAAAGAAGAGUCCAUUGAAGAAGGCGAACUCCGUGAAAAACAACACGUCGUUCCAGUCGCGCAUCCUCCUCUUCACCCGUCUACGGAUGUGGAUUGUCGGAGUAAAUUAGACUCCCAGCUCGAGGAGGGCGAGGCUGAUGAUGAUGGUGCUGGAAGUGAAGAAGGCGAGAUAUAG
This is a messenger RNA of Penicillium concentricum, 1431 nucleotides long. RefSeq lists its product as uncharacterized. Gene Ontology annotation, cellular component: nucleus; cyclin/CDK positive transcription elongation factor complex. The transcript has a single exon. Bases 1 to 1431 code for a protein of 476 amino acids. Gene Ontology annotation, biological process: positive regulation of DNA-templated transcription, elongation; regulation of transcription by RNA polymerase II. Gene Ontology annotation, molecular function: cyclin-dependent protein serine/threonine kinase activator activity. NCBI's taxonomy places the organism in Eukaryota, Fungi, Ascomycota, Eurotiomycetes, Eurotiales, Aspergillaceae. The record is from RefSeq and is a predicted model, not a curated record.